GUCAGUGAGUGACAGCCUGACCUCAGCUGUUGUUCACAGGAGCAGGAGCUGACACCCAGCAGACACCUCUGGUCUUUAACCUGGAUUAUAAUUACAAGAAUAAACAGUAUUAUUGUUGGUCUUUUCUUUGAAUUGGAAGCUGCCCGUCUGCGGCUGCUGGACCCUCCAUGUCGCCUGCAGCCUGUGGAGCUGAGGCUCUGCUGCAGUAGAAGCAGAUGGAGAAGUUCAACCUGGAUGAGCUGCUCACCAACUCCACUGAUCUGAACAGGAUCAUCUGCAGCCUGGGGAUCAGGAACCUCUCUGAGUGUGAGGAUGAGCAGGAACCAGCACCAGAACCUAAAGACAUUAACCAGACGGUGAGGAUCGUCCUCUACAGCAUCAUCUUCCUGCUCAGUGUCCUGGGGAACAGUCUCAUCAUCGCUGUCCUGGUCAGGAACCGACGGAUGAGGACGGUCACUAACCUGUUCCUGCUGUCACUGGCCGUCAGUGACCUGAUGGUGUCGCUGGUCUGCAUCCCCUUCACUCUCAUCCCCAACCUGAUGAGGGACUUCAUUUUUGGGGCUGGCAUCUGCAAACUGGUCAUGUACUUCAUGGGAGUCUCCGUGAGUGUUUCCACCUUCAACUUGGUGGCCAUCUCUUUGGAACGCUACAGCGCCAUCUGUAACCCUCUGCGGUCCAGAACCUGGCAGACCAAAUCCCACGCUGCUAAGGUGAUCACAGGGACCUGGGUGGUGUCCUUCAUCCUGAUGCUGCCCUACCCCAUCUCCAGUUCCCUCAAACCCUUCACCCGCCUCAACAACAGCACAGGACACAUGUGUCGCCUCAUGUGGCCCAACGACAUCAUCCAACAGUCAUGGUACGUGUCCCUGCUGCUGGUCCUCUUCCUCAUCCCUGGGAUCAUCAUGAUGACGGCCUACGGCCUCAUCUCCCUGGAGCUGUACAAGGGCAUCAAGUAUGAGGUGAACAACAGGAAGUCCAGCAGAGAGCGUCAGAGAAGCCUCAAACCCACAGACAGUGAUGGCUGCUACGUUCAGGCAUCAAAGAAGAAGAGCAUCACCCUGACCACUGUCAACGCCGGCUCCAAGCCCCUAGUGGACGGUCGAGUCUGUGGUGCCAACUCCACGACCAACCUGAUGGCCAAGAAGCGUGUGAUCAGGAUGCUCCUGGUCAUCGUCUUCCUCUUCUUCCUGUGCUGGACACCCGUCUUCGUGGUUAACGCCUGGCAGGCCUUUGACCGGCGAUCGGCCUAUCGCCUCACUGGCGCCCCCAUCUCCUUUAUCCACCUGCUGUCCUACACCUCGGCCUGCGUCAACCCCAUCAUCUACUGCUUCAUGAACAAGCGUUUCCGUCAGGGCAUGUCGGCUACGUUGAGCUGCUGCAGUGCCACCAGGAGACAAGGAGGAGGUUUCCACAGAGGAGCCACUGGAUUAGGGAGAUCAGGAGGAAGUGCCAAAGGAGACACCACCAGGUCCAGGACAGUGGGGCCCAAGAACAACGAGCAGAACGGACACACAUCCCCCAGUGGAGGCACCACCAGGUUCACUUACAGCGGAAUCAGAGCUUCAGCCUGGAGCGAGCUGACCUAAUCCAGAUUAGAGUAAAACGUGUCCUGAUCUGGAUUGAAGUAAGAUCUGACUGGAGUGAAUUGACUUAAUGUGGGUUGGAAUAAACUGAGUUGAUCUGUAUCUGAUGGAAGAAGGAUGAAUAAAUCUGGAUUAAGGCCAGUUAAUUUAAAGUUGACUAAAACAAAAUGUCCUCCACUGGAACAGAGCUGGUUGACAUAAUCUGUAUUUUAAAAAUCUGAAUCGAUUAGUCUAGUUUUGACAUGAUUUGACUAACAAGAAGUUAUGUUAGACAUAGAGACCAAAUCUGUCCAAUCAAAUAGAUGAAACACCUGUAGUACACAUCUACAGGUGUCUCAUCUAUUUGGAUCUGCAAUUAGAUUACAUAGGUUGUUUUAAUCUGGAUUACAACAGUCUGAGAUUUGACCUAUUCUGACCUAACAUGAAAUGUCACAUACUUUAAUAAUCUGUGUUGUAUUGUGGAAGAAAAGGUGCAACAAAGCAAAGCAAGUUUACCUAAUCUGGAAAGGGUUAGUCUGAUGUAAUCUGGAAGUGUUAAAGACGGCUUCGUAAUCAGAAUCUGAAAAUCAGUACAAAAUCUGACUGUAAACUCUGAGAUUAAACCCCUGAUGUUUCACCUGUUUUAGUAAUAUAAUGACAGAUCUAAAAAAAAAAAAA
Messenger RNA from Cynoglossus semilaevis (tongue sole), 2240 nucleotides. It is a transcript of the gene cckar, whose product is annotated as cholecystokinin A receptor. Gene Ontology annotation, cellular component: plasma membrane. The coding region runs from base 216 to 1586 and encodes 456 amino acids. Gene Ontology annotation, molecular function: gastrin receptor activity; neuropeptide receptor activity. The record is from RefSeq and is a predicted model, not a curated record. Gene Ontology annotation, biological process: neuropeptide signaling pathway. The transcript is spliced from 5 exons. Lineage: Eukaryota; Metazoa; Chordata; Actinopteri; Pleuronectiformes; Cynoglossidae.